AUGUAUUCUUCUCUAUUAUCUCUUGGCUUGAUAUUUUACUCGUUUAAUCUUAUUUACAGUCAAAUUGCAUUUGAAGGCGUAUGUACAACGGAUGUGAAAGUCAAUGGUUUGCCGACCGUCGAUGGCAAUGAUGAAUUCGAAAUUGAUCUGUAUGAAACGAAAUUUUUACCAGAUAAUACAAUUUAUUUGGCAAUCAAACAAAAACAUCCUAAUGAUGGUAUUAGAGAAUUUGUCUUACGUGGAUUCGAUGCUGAUAACAACGUCGUUGGACGAUUUGAUGACGGACAAACAGAAAGAUUAGCAUUACGACAUCAUCAGUGUUCAAAUGAAGCUGCUGCAGUGUAUGUUGAUCGAGUUGAAGGCGAUAGUUACCGAGAAAUCCCACUUGCAUGGCGAGCUACCGGUCUUCCAGCAAAUCUCGAUGAAGUCGUAUUUCGAGCGGAUAUUGUUUCGAAUAAGCAAAUAUAUCGAGUUAAAUCGGCACCAUUAAAAGCACGCAUUGCACCAGGAAUCAUUCCUUCAGAUAACGAAGCAGUGAAUAUCGAUUAUUGUGGCGAAUCACAAGGUUGUUUGAUCGUUCCACAAAAUUGUAACAAUCCUAAAUGCGAAUAUGCACUUUCAUGGCAAGUUAUUGAUAAUAACACGGCACGAUUUCAUAUCGUCGCUCGUGCACAUGGUUUCGUUGGUGUUGGAUUUUCUAUCGAUGAUAAACGAGGUGACGAUCAAGUUAUUCUUUGUUCAAAAGAUGCUCAAAAUCAUGUUUAUGUUCGAAAUAUGUUCGUCGGUGUACAAACGCCACAGUACAUUCAACGUGAAAGACCAGCCUAUGGUUUACGAGAUACGGAUGGUUAUUCCAACGGCACACAUAUCAGCUGUAAAUUCACAAGAAAACUAUCUCCGUAUGCAGAUGCGUCAGUAGAAAAUGCCGGCAAAGCUCCUGAUGGUGUCGAUAGAGAUAAAUUCAUUAACUUGAAAGAACCACACUAUAUGUAUCCAAUAUAUACAAAUCAUGAUUUAAUGACACCACAAGGUAUGCGUAUUCCUUCGCAAGACAUUCAAAUCGUCAACAAUCAUCCAAUUAAUUUCGAGCGUGGAAUUUGGCCCAAAUCUCAUCCACGUGAUGGAGCUUUUCUUGCCAAAAUUCAUGCAAUCCUAAAUAUCAUCGCCUGGAUUCUUCUUGCCUCAGCUGGUGUUAUGGUUGCCCGAUAUUUUGACUUAAUCUGGCCAGAAUAUGAACGUCGUGUAGUCGUCGAUGCUAACGGUGUUGUGACAGGUGAAAAACUACAACGACGCAAUCGAUUCUCAUUCUUUAAUGUAUUUCAACCAAUUAUGAUAACAGUAGCCAUUCUUACAUGGUUGGCAUUUUUGGCCAUUCUCCUUGAACUCAAUUGGAAAUGGACAUAUGGAACACAUCAUAUGUGGCAUUCCGUUCUUGGUGUUAUCGUUCUUGUUUGCUCUUUUCUUGCCCCACUUGUUGGUAUUCUACGACCGAAGCCAAGAACACGACGAUAUUGUUUUUGGUAUUGGAUUCAUUGGUUGAUUGUCUCAUUAGCACAUUGUCUUGCCGUUCCCGUUAUCUUUUUGGGUAUGGAUAAUCGUCGUUUAGACUUAUGGACAUGGUGCUCGUGGCUUCUGUUCGGAUGGUGUAUAUUUCAUUUUAUUGUUCAACUUAUUUUUGAAAUUCAUGCCUGCUGCUGUGCCCGACAAGAUUAUGAACGUUUCGAAGACGCAGAUUACUAUCCGGAAAAGCAUCCCGAUCAACGCGCACGUCGAGAAACUGUACCGGGAGAAUCAUGGAAACCAGCCCUUUUAAGCAUUUAUCUUUUCAUUACAUUAGUUGUAGUUAUUCUUCUCAUUCUCGCCGUCAUACUCUAUCAAGGUUACUAA
This is a messenger RNA of Adineta ricciae, 1887 nucleotides long. NCBI's taxonomy places the organism in Eukaryota, Metazoa, Rotifera, Eurotatoria, Adinetida, Adinetidae. The record is from the annotation of a GenBank genome assembly.